Molecule: messenger RNA, 868 nt
Organism: Dermacentor andersoni
Lineage: Eukaryota; Metazoa; Arthropoda; Arachnida; Ixodida; Ixodidae
Source: RefSeq, a predicted model, not a curated record
GUUUGGGCAGAGGGUGUAGGAAUGCACCUGGGCACGCCCUCCUAGACUGCGUGAAAUUUGACGGCGCCUGCACUACCGUUCCCUGGGAGACAACCAGUUGCACUCACCGCACGCGACAGGCGACUAUGGCCGAGAAAGAAACAGCUGGACCCCACUUUACGAUGUCGGGCGGCAGUUGUAACGUGGACCAGGGUGCAAGCUGUGCAACCAGUCAUCUGGAUAAUAGCGGAGUUCCCGAAGAAACCAGAGAAACAGCGUGGCAGCAGCGAGAAAACCAACAGAAUCCAAGAGAAUCCAACAGAAUCCAAGAGUGCCGUGUGUGCCGGUUCGCUUUCACCGACAUGGAAGCCUUAGAACAGCACGCCGCUGACCACGUGCUUGGGAAACACAACUGCUGCUUCGAGUGUGGUAAACUGUUCAGGUAUGAUUGCCGCCUCAGGCGCCAUUUAAGUACGCACGGCGAACCGCCCUUCAAGUGUAGUUUGUGCGGCAAAAGAUACCAUGACAAAGGAAGCCUCAAGAUUCAUAUGCUUGUAUGGCACGUAGACGAAGCCGUCGAAGAGUAUCCUUAGCAUGGCAUCACCCACCACGAAACUGGAAGAGCACGUCGUGAAGAACCGUCGCACCUGAGCGUGGCAUCGGCAUCGGUGAAGCCGGAUAUUCACCCAGGAGGAGUGGCUUCUCUGGAUGCCGCCGUGGGUACCAAGACGUGUCGUGCGCCUUCGCCGAAGAACUUGCGGUCUGGGCCCCAGCUUUUCUAGCUAUCCGCUAACAUCUUGACAAACCAAAAGUGGGCACAUCUUAUUCCUUCUGACUACGGCUGAAGAAUGCCUGCGAAUAAAAUUUUUACAGUGGUUAUCUCGUGGAA